This is a messenger RNA of Arxiozyma heterogenica, 1872 nucleotides long. RefSeq names its product Sas4p (gene SAS4). Bases 1 to 1872 code for a protein of 623 amino acids. The record is from RefSeq and is a predicted model, not a curated record. Lineage: Eukaryota; Fungi; Ascomycota; Saccharomycetes; Saccharomycetales; Saccharomycetaceae. Gene Ontology annotation, cellular component: SAS acetyltransferase complex. Gene Ontology annotation, molecular function: histone acetyltransferase activity. The transcript has a single exon.
AUGGAUUCAAAACAGAAUUUAAAAGAUUCACGAUCAUUGAGAUCUAAAGGUACAGAAGAUAGCUCGGACGAUAGUAGAUUUGAUUUUGAGCAAGAUGAAUAUUCAAUUGAUCCAAACAAGAAAUUUUUAAUCCUUCAUUCAAGGGUUAGACAAAAUGAUCAAGAGGUGUCGAUAGAUAGAACACAUCAGGUAACUGAUGAUGAGAAUGAUUAUGUCAAUAGUAAUACUGAUUCUAAAGUAGAAUUGGAUUUAAAUUUAAAAUCCGAUAAGUUAGAUGUUCAGAAAUCUAAAGGAUUGAUUACAAGUAUGAUCUUAGAUAUAAAAACAAAUAGAAUCGAUGGAGUUUACACUAAUCGCAAUGAUGUCUCCAUGGAUGGGAAUAUCGUUAAUAAUAAUGUCACCAAAACCUUAGUAGACCCAUUAAGUGAUGAAAGAUAUACAUCUUUUCACAAGAAAAUGUUAAAACAGGAGAAUAGGAUGCAUCAAUUUGAUGUGAAUCAGGGUAUUAAUGAGGCAGAAAGAUUGGAUCUCAUUUACGAUAAAUUGGACCUUCCAAAUUGGGUUUCUACCUUACAAAGAGUCACAAUUAUUAAUGACCCCACUGAUGAAAAGGAAUUACUUGAGAAGAAAAUAAUGACUAAACAACAUAUUAAAUCAUUAUUGAAUAAAUACAAUAGAAUGCAGAAAAGAAAUCGCUUUCUUCAGAAAUGCAUUAAAAGGAUUAGAACUAUACCAAUUCAAAGAACUGCAAAAAUAUAUCAAAAUCUAGACCGUAAAUGUGACAUUGAUUAUCAUAGUUCCUCGGAUGAGGAACAAGAUGAAUGUAGUAUCGAUAAUGCUGAGAUAUGUAGAAGAAGAUUACUAAGAAAGGAAACACAAUGUGGUGGAUCUAUUAUUAUUGGUAUAUCAUAUACCGAGUUACAUAAAUCAAAAUUUGUUAUCAUGGCAGAACCAUUGAAAAAACCAUAUAUUUUUAUGACAUCGAAGGAGGAAAGACAAAGUUGGAAAAAUUUAACUGGGAUUCCUAAAACAUUACAGGGUAACGUACGUACAAACAAUCAAAUAGCAGAAUAUAAACAAAAAAUACUCAUACCACUAACAUUGACCGCUGAAAGACUUAAUAAAAGUAUUGAUGCAAGUGACACUGCAGUUGAGAAUAAAAAUAAUAUUAAUAAAAAUCAUAAUAAUAAUGAUGGUGAUGAUAAUUGUGAGGCUAAGAGUAAACAUGAAAAUAAUCAAAAUAUUAAUGAUCUUCAGAUCAAUAAAAUUACUGAGGUUACAAAUAGCAAUGAUAUGGGCAAUAAAAAUCUAACAGAAAAUAAGAUGAGUAAUGAUAAUGAGGAGAAUAACAUUCGGAGGGAUAAUAGUAAUCAGAAUAUACAAUUAGAAAACUCAUGUGUAUCUUCAUCAGAUGGAUCAACAUCUUUACUUUUGUCUACUUCUACAAUAAAAACAAACCCGAAUAAUUAUGAAAAUAUUACAAUGAAUGAGAAACAAAAUACAUCAAUAAUAGCAAAAAGUGAAUCAUAUGAUGUAAUAACGAGUCGACUUUACGCCUCAGAACCUUGUAUUAGCUUUUUUGGGGAAGACACUGGUAAUAAUAAUAUUGAAAAAAGAAUAUAUAGUGUAGGAGAAGAUAUUGAUAAUAGAAGAUCAAUACCUACGGUAGCUGAAUAUAGACACAUGAAUAAUAGAAAUAUCAUGUCAAUAUCCAGCAUCACUAAUGGCACAUUGGAUAAUGAAAAUUACCAGAAUGGUAGUGAUUUUUAUAAAAGUGACAGUGAUAAGUAUAGUGUUAAUAUCCUUAAAGUUAGAAAGAAACCAAAAUUAAAUCCUAUUGAAGGAACAACAGCAGAUUUUAGCAGCACUUAA